AUGAAGCAGCGGAAUGCGGCGACGAGACGCGACGAAAACGGUGGUCCGGCGGCAGCUGUUGUUGUGUGUGAAUCGAUGCCGUCGCGUCCGACGGCGGGCCUUGACGGCGGUGGUCGGUGGUUAUUGUCUGUGAGAGGCGGCGGAUCUCGGUGGUGGACUGUGCUUGGUGGUCGGAAUGGGCCUGGAAGACAGCGGUUGUCCUGUUCGUCGGUGUGGUGCGCUUCGGUCGCCGGUUGUUAUCGACGGGCUCCUCAACGCCAUCUACUAGGGCCGCCCACGACCGCCAUCUAUCCCGCCCCUCGCAGCCGCCGGAAUCCGCCAUUAAUCCUUCGAAUGUACAUGGCUUCACUAAAUAAGAGCAGAUCGACUGACUCUUCAGCACCAUCGACCAGCGCCGCCAACGACCGCCGUCAAUCUGCCGUUCGCUGCCAUCUCGUCAAGCCGCCGGGCAAGAUGGCUGUUGUGCAAUGUCCAGUGACGGAAUGA
This is a messenger RNA of Striga asiatica, 486 nucleotides long. NCBI's taxonomy places the organism in Eukaryota, Viridiplantae, Streptophyta, Magnoliopsida, Lamiales, Orobanchaceae. The record is from the annotation of a GenBank genome assembly.